Messenger RNA from Nakaseomyces glabratus, 3198 nucleotides. RefSeq names its product trehalose 6-phosphate synthase/phosphatase complex subunit (gene TSL1). Gene Ontology annotation, cellular component: cytosol; alpha,alpha-trehalose-phosphate synthase complex (UDP-forming). Gene Ontology annotation, molecular function: trehalose-phosphatase activity. The record is from RefSeq and is a predicted model, not a curated record. Lineage: Eukaryota; Fungi; Ascomycota; Saccharomycetes; Saccharomycetales; Saccharomycetaceae. Gene Ontology annotation, biological process: trehalose biosynthetic process.
AUGACUAUUAUAGUAGCCUCGUUGUUUUUGCCGUUUCAACCUCAGUUCGAGGUGAAUGCUGACCAAGAACAGACAGCUGAGUUGGUUGAUUCCAAAUUGGUCAAAAUAUCCGGUGAACAAGAGGCUCAUGCUAAUAAGAAUUUACCAGAUGUGAGAGUACAAGAGACAGAUGCAUAUGCUACUGCAGCAACUCAGCCGUUUCUAAAUAGUAGAACACCGCUUGCGUUGAGUUCGGCUGCUUCCCAAUUGAAUGUUAAGCAGGGUCCAUUAUCCUCAGAGCAAUUUUUGGAGAACUUAACAGCAAAUGCCACAACGGCUGGCACUCCAGUUAACCCAAACUUGGGUGUUCAUGGGCAUGCAUCCGCAGAGGAUUUCUUCACUACGAACAAUUCAACUGCCAUAAACAACAAUGCGUCUUCUCCUCCAUUUUCUGUCUCUUCAAUAGCACCGGAAAUCAAUGCUAAUGUUGACGGAACUGAUACAAUGGAUGUUACCGCUGAUUUGUUAGAUAAUGUCAAUAAGUCUUUGCUGUUACACUCUGUUCUAAACAGUGGACAGGGAGUCUCUAGCCCUAAUGCGGUAGAAGGUCAUACGGCGACGCAUUUAACUAACCCAAACACUACUGUUAUUACCCCUAAAUCUAGAGCAGUUCCAGAGAGCAAUCCUGGUGUAGUUAACUUUGAUAAUUAUAAGGAAAGACGUGAUAGUCAAUCGAACUCAGCAUUCCCUUCGAUGAAAAGGGUUGCUUCAGGCUCACAUGGACCCUCUCACUUAAAAUAUUCUCAGAAUGCUAUAGAUGCUGCUCUAGAAUCUGAUGUUAUCGAUGAUGCUGAUGACAGACAGAACUCAGAAGCCGAGUCUGAUUAUGAAACUGACAGAAAAGUUCAUUAUAAUGUUCCAGGCUUUGGUGGAUAUUCUUCAACUUCUAAAAGAUUAAAAAACUCACUAGAAAUUUUUAGCAGAGUGCCUUGGAAGAUAGUUCCUUCUAGAAAGGGUAAUGGUGCAUUGAAAAACGCCAUUAAUACAUCAAUUUUAGAAAAGGAUAUCAAGGAUGGCGUUAAAUGGGUUGGUACGUUGGGUAUUCCUACUGAUGAGAUUCCUGUUGAGACAACGAAAAAAAUCGUGAAGGAUCUUAAUGAAAACUACCAAUCUUCGGCUGUUAUUGCUGAUGAUGUAACUUUUAAAGGUGCAUAUAAAAACUUUUGUAAGCAAAUCUUAUGGCCUACACUUCAUUAUCAAAUUCCAGAUAAUCCAAAUUCUAAAGCUUUUGAAGAUCAUUCUUGGAAUUACUUCCAAAGGCUUAACCAGUACUUUGCUGAAAAAAUUGUUUCGAUUUAUGAAGAUGGUGAUAUUGUAUGGGUUCAUGACUACCAUUUAAUGUUAGUUCCAGGUAUGGUGCGUCAAAAACUUCCGAAUGCAAAGAUAGGAUUCUUUCUACAUGUAUCUUUCCCUAGUAGUGAAGUGUUCAGAUGCUUCGCACAAAGAGAGAACAUGUUAGAAGGUAUUUUGGGUGCCAACUUCGUUGGGUUCCAGACUGCUGAGUACGCAAGACAUUUCUUGACAACAGCAAACUUGCUAUUGACAGCCGAUGUAUCUGGUGAUCAUUUAAGAUACAAGGGUAAGGUCGUCUCAGUAAAAUCGACACCGAUUGGUAUAGAUGCCUUUGAUUUAGCAAAUCAGUUACUGACUGACCCUGUUACAAAAUGGAGGCAAUUGAUAAGACAAAGAUGGGCUGGUAAGAAACUUAUUGUUUGCCGUGAUCAAUUUGAUAAGAUUAGAGGACUUCAUAAGAAGCUUUUAGCUUAUGAAAGAUUUCUGAGAGAGAAUCCAGAUUAUAUUGAGAAAGUAGUUUUGAUUCAAAUUUGUAUUGGAAAAAGUUCUGAUCCUGAACUUGAGCGUAAAGUGAUGGUGGUGGUUGACAGAAUCAAUUCUCUUUCUAUCAGCAUCAGUGUUUCACAGCCUGUGGUCUUUUUACAUCAAGAUCUGGACUUUGCCCAAUACCUAGCUCUAAGCUCAGAAGCGGAUCUGUUUUUGAUAAACACAUUUAGGGAAGGUAUGAAUUUAACUUGUCAUGAAUUUAUUGUUUGUUCAAGAGAAAAGAAUUCACCACUUCUGAUCUCGGAAUUUACUGGUAGUGCUGAACUAUUGAAGGAUGGUGCCAUCUUAAUUAAUCCAUGGGAUACAAGACAUCUAGCUAAAUGCAUUAAGAUGGGUCUUGAGAUGCCAUUGGAUGAAAGGAAAAGAAGAUGGAAGAUUAUGAUGAAAUCGUUGAUUAACAAUGACUCAACGAAUUGGAUUAUGUCGAAUCUACAAGCUAUUGAACAUUGUUGGGAAUUCAGUAAAGAGAGCUCUACGUUGUUCAGUCUGUCUUCAGAGGAGUUGGCAAGUGAAUACCAAUCUGCAUCGAAUAAAUUAUUCAUCUUGAAAAUCUCGGAGCCUCCAAGCCCUAGAAUGUUAGCAAUCUUAAGGGAACUGAGUUCAAGGUGUACUGUUUAUAUUAUGAAUACCUUUUCCAAGACAACUCUUGAAAACCUUUACGGUCGUGUUGGUAAUUUGGGUCUUAUUGCUGAAGGCGGUGCUUAUGUAAGGUUGAAUGGAACAUGGUACAGCAUUGUGGAUCAUGUUGACUGGCUUGAGGAAGUCACUAAGAUUUUGGAUACCAAGAUUGAAAGAUUGCCUGGCUCGUACUAUAAACUAGCAGACUCUAUGGUCAGAUUUCACACUGAAAAUGCAGAAGAUCAAGACAGAGUUGCCAGUGUUAUCGGUGAAGCUAUGACACAUAUUAACACAUUAUUUGCCGAUCGUGGCAUUCAUGCUUACGUGCAUAAGAAUAUAUUGUUUGUGCAGCAAAAGGAAUUGUCUUUAGAAACUACAAAGUUUAUCCUAAAGUUCCAUAAUAGUGGUAAAGUAUACAAUACAGGUCACUCUACUCCAAGUAAACACAACAACGAGAUGUCAGCAAUGUUUUCUGGUCAAAGCGACACCAUUGAUUUCAUCUGUGUAGCAGGGUCUACGUCUCCAACAAUUGAACCGAUAUUCAAGCUGGUAAAAGAUGCCACACUUGCUGGUAAUUUAAGAUAUGGACAUACUAUUGUAUAUGGUGAUGCUCCAUCUACAUAUGCCAGGGAGCAUACGAGUGGUUGGAACGAACUUUUUAAUAUCUUUCAAGAUCUGGCAAAGUCAAAUGAAAGACAGUGA